Molecule: messenger RNA, 270 nt
Organism: Knipowitschia caucasica
Lineage: Eukaryota; Metazoa; Chordata; Actinopteri; Gobiiformes; Gobiidae
Source: the annotation of a GenBank genome assembly
AUGUCCUGCCCCACACACAGACCAGUCUCAGUGGAUCCCUCCUCGGGCUGCCCUUGCCCUCAGUCCUCUCCAGACUGGACCCUGACUCACAGACUGGACCCUGCGCCCAGACCGGACCCUGACUCCCCAGACUGGACCCUGCUCCCAGACUGGACCCUGCUCCCAGACUGGACCCUGCUCCCAGACUGGACCCUGACUCCCAGACUGGACCCUGCGCCCAGACUGGACCCUGACUCCCAGACUGGACCCUGCUCCCAGACUGGACCCUGA